Molecule: messenger RNA, 699 nt
Organism: Aspergillus mulundensis
Lineage: Eukaryota; Fungi; Ascomycota; Eurotiomycetes; Eurotiales; Aspergillaceae
Exons: 1
Coding region: 1-699 (232 amino acids)
Source: RefSeq, a predicted model, not a curated record
AUGGUGAGCGACUACGGUGAAUUUUGCAGGGACAUGAGAGAGCGCAAAAAGCGGCAAAGAGAGGAGAAUCCACCUCCACCCCGCCGCUCUCAUGAUUGGAUCAUCGUCAUGGGAACCUGCCACUACGCCAAGAACCGCUCGUCCUUCAGAACAUAUGAGAGAGUCGGCAAACGAUACUACAACGAAGCCGACCCGUCAGGGCCAGGUACGUACGUCGCAGGAAUCGGAACUGUGUUCUUAAAACUUCGAUCGAGUCUGGAAAAGAACGCGCCAUCUCAUGAGGUUAGACUGGACAAUGUCUUGCAUAUCCCAGAUGCUCUCUGCAACGGCUUCAACUACCCCACGUACCUGAAGAAGACUGGAAGGCCCGGUGGAGGAUUCAUGGACUGUGGAUUUGACCAGAAUGGCGACCCUCUUUGGUGCUCGAGGAAGUUUCGUGGGAUGUUCCGGUUGGUCCUAGCGGGGAAUCCGCAGGGCGAAUCGUACCUGCCUGAGGGAGGAUCUUUCUCAGUUAGUAUGCACUUGCCGCUCGAUGAUAUCAUCCAAGAGGUGGAGACUCGAAAACGCAACGAGCAGUACGGCAAUGCGGAUGUGUCGGAGGAUGAGAAUUGGGAUGGAUCCGAAGGGUCGUCAGUGCAGAAAAAGGUCAUCUACGCGAUGGGGCCAAUUGUACCCGUUGGAACAUUAUUUCAGCGAUGA